Messenger RNA from Symbiodinium sp. CCMP2592, 2820 nucleotides. The record is from the annotation of a GenBank genome assembly. Lineage: Eukaryota; Dinophyceae; Suessiales; Symbiodiniaceae.
AUGUUGGCGGGGCCGCCGACCGGCGUGCUGCGGCCGCCCGUGGCUAUUGGGGAACUCGAGGAGGAUGACUUCCAGGAUGUCUUUGGACCAUCCACCUCCCCGAGCAAGAGCUUCCGAAACGGGGGUGGUGGUUGGAGCUUCCCAGCUGUGCAGUCGGACGAGGCCCAGUAUUCAGGCUGGGGCGUUCCUCCUUCCAGUUCGCACUACAGCGGAAGAGAGGACGACUACAUGCCUGAAGGACGAAGACUUGCAGACCCAGAGCCUCGGAACGGUUGGGGCCUGCCCGAUGACUUGGACGCAGUUGCAUCACGUGCGCCGCGGAGCAGCGGGCGGGAGGCGCUGCAGGCUGCGCCGUCGCUGUCCGUCCAGGGGCAGGAUCACCGGCUUGCAGAGCCCAUGCCACCUUCUCCAGCCGAUCACAGAGUACGGUCGCAAGCGGGACAUCUGCUGGAAGCCCAGACGCUCCCCGCAACGGACCAGGCUCAGAACGGCUUGGCUCCGCUUCCGGUCAGGAGGCUGGUCACGCGAUACGCGCAGCCAACAGUCUCUGUGGCCGCGGCGCCGUCUGCCCCGGCCGUAUGCCGCCUGCCAGCUGCUGGGGCUGCGUCCGCAGCAGGGGCUCCCGUGGUAGUGCCCUCCGCUGGUUCGUCACUGCUGCCGACACCAGUGCAGGCAGUGCAACACCAGCUGAUGCCAGCUUACUUGCAGCAGGCGCCGGCGUCAGACAACCUCAGAUGUGGACAGCUCCGCGGGCAGGCCCCCAUGGCUUUAGCAGAGCGCUAUGUGGCCAGCUGCCCGCGCCCGUCAGCUAUGACACCACAGAUUUCUUAUCCAACAGGCUGCAAUGUCAAUGUUCAGGAGCUUUCCACCUCCGUGGGCCUCAGCUGUGGCGUGCAGCGGAAGCAUCUUGCGCAGCAGAUCGAGAGCGGUGAUAUUCUGAGGAAUACGUUAGAAAUCUACCGUGCCUGUGACAGAAGCGCAUCGGGCAAUCUGCAAUGGGCAAACGGUGAGAUCCAGGAGUUCAUCUCACUGGUUUUCCGGCAGCACGGCUUGCCGCCCCCGAGCCCGACGGACAUGUACCAACUCUUCCUCCGUUUUGAUGAGGACAGAAACAGCGUCCUGGACGCCCGGGAGUGCGUUUGCAUGGUGGACGCACUGUUUCGUGCGACAGCGUUCUUGGAGGAUCCCGGGCGCCAUGGGGAGGUAACUCCCACGACGACGCCUAGUGGUUUCGUGCCAGCGCUGCCGUCUAACUUGUCAGUUCCAUCGACGCGGCCAGUUCUUUCUCGUGGUCCCAGUGUCGUCGUGUCAACCGAAGGCCGGCCGCGAACACCUUCUCCUCGCUUCGUUGACCCACAGGCCUACGCUCCCAGCCGCCUAAGCCCAGUGACGCUUCAAGCCAGCUCAGUGCCGGUUCUGCAGCCACGGCCCGGGCAGGCCCCAGGUGUCUCGCUGAGACCUGCUUCCCAGUCGAUCAGAUCCAUGCCUAUGAUGCCACAGUCUAUGCCCGUGAUGCCCAACUCGGUUCCCCAAGACGGGGAAGAGGAUCACUUACUGAUCCCGCACCGGAUCGAGGAUAUGGGCGAUGGUGUGUCACGCCGCCCUCCGCAGAACCAGCAGAAGCCACCCGCCUGGCAUGACAUCGAGGAGCGCCCACACUUGCUGGAAGUGGAGCUUCAGGAGUUGGAGCUGCACCCAGAUGCACCGGACCUUCAACCAGGGAUGUUCGAGUCGCUGAAGUACUUCGUGUCGCUGCAUCCCCGCUCUGAGGAGCCCGACCACAUUCCACUCCCUCGUGAUGCACCGCUGCAGACAGUGGAUGGUCACUACAUCGUGUCGCAGGCACAGAGAGCCGCCAAGCCCGGUCUGCAGGUCGGGAUUUUCGCUGGGGAUGAUGACGAAAGACCCAACCAGAACCCUGUCGUCACUUUCGAGGAGCCAUUCUCGUUGCGAAUGGAGAAGUUGGAUCAUCAUCUCGUGGCUUAUGUGUGGGCAACGAAGGGUACGCUUCUCGGUACUCCUGUGACAACGCUCGUUGGGCGGGCGCUGGCGCCGCUGCAGGAGUACCAACUUCAGAGAAGACCUACUACCUGGGGCAUCUUCGACAUCCUUCAAGGCCAUCGAGUGGCGGAGAUGAGACUGAAGUACCACGUCUGCACCACCCCAGCUGCUGUAACCGAUCUGGCGAUGGCGGACGUGAAGCAGACUGAAGUGACAGUCAAGUGGUCACCUCCAAAGAACGAUCACGGAGCGCCCGUCGUCGGAUACAAGAUCUCCAUACUGCUGGACCCACAGCCAAACGAACUGCCGGAGUGGUACACGCUCUGCGAAUGCACGAAAUCGCUGAACCCACUGUACGUCGUUGCGAACCUCAGGGGCAACACUGCUUAUCUCCUGGAUGUGCGUGCUGUGAACAAAGUAGGUGCCGGAGACGCUGGGGAGUUUGAGAUUGUGACAGCACCGAUACCUCCGGACCCACCGAGCAAGCCCUGGAUCGAGGAGGCACGGGACGGAUGCCUCAACGUCGCCUGGACACCUCCUCGUGGGGAUGGCGGGAUGCCGAUUACCGCUUACAGGAUCCGGAUGCGGAAGAUCUUGGGAGCCUCUCGCUGGAACCCAUUCGGACCCGGAGAAGCAGCUGCGAGCUGGGUGGAGAUGGGCUCAGUGGGAGCAGCGACCGGCCAAGAGGAUGCCUCGAUGUACAACGCCUGGGUAGGGCCUUUGGAGCUCGGCGCCUGUGAGUACCGCUUCCAGGUAACGGCUUUGAACAAGUUGGGCGAAAGCAAGGCUUCAGAGAUGAGUGACCCGCACUACACCUGA